CUAUAAUCUCAACGAAAUGUCGAUCAGCUGGGGAGCUCAAUAUCCAAAAUUGAAAACUAAUCUUCGAUUGGGGAUUAAUCGAUUGCAACUUCUCGGAAAGAAAAAGACCGAAAUGGCAAUGAAAGCAAGAACUGAAAUUGCUGAUUAUAUCGCAGCCAACAAACCGGAUCGUGCACGUAUUCGUGUUGAGCAUAUUAUCAGAGAAGAUUAUGUUGUGGAAGCUUUUGAAAUUCUUGAAAUGUACUGUGAUCUCUUGCUGGCUCGAUUCGGGCUCAUCGAACAAAUGAAAACUUUGGACGAUGGAAUCGCUGAGGCAGUAAUCAGUAUUAUGUGGGCAGCUCCUCGUCUAGCAACUGAUAUUGCUGAAUUCAAGACAAUCAGUGAUCAAUUAACUAUAAAAUAUGGGAAGCCGUUUGCUGAAGCAGCUCGUGCAAAUCAAUUAGAAUUUCCGGCAAGAGUGAAUCCGAAGAUUAUAUCCAAAUUGGGAGCUGCUGCUCCACCAAAACUGUUAGUUGAACGUUACAUGAUUGAAAUUGCUGCGGCCGCUGGAGUUCCAUUUGUACCUGAUCCAGAUGUCAUGAGAGAAGAUGAGGUUCAUCAAGCAGAACAGAUUCUAAUUGAUUUCAAGAAUGCUGGAGGAAAUGGGCCAUCAGGACCUGAUGGACCACCACCGCCACCAAGUAAUCCAUAUGGAGGAUCCGGAAAUGAUAAUGGAAGUAGCGGUGGUGGCGGCGGAUAUGGAUGGAAUCUUGAAAAUCAAUCAGCAAUCGGAUCUGGAGUUAUGCCUCAUGGAACAGCAAUUGGAGGAGGUGUUCAACCAGUUUCUAACUUCAUUCCACCACCACCAAAUCGUCAUCCAAAUGAGCCACCACAAGAUGACGAGAACAUUUAUGAUCAUAUACCCGACGUGUCCGGAGGAAACAUUUACGAGGUACCAAGUCGAGAUCACUAUGAUUUUCCACCUGAUGCAUUCAACGAGGAGCCACCGAAGACAAAUCCAACUACUGGCGUCAUCAAUUUACCUAAAAUCGGACCAAAUGGAUUACCAAUCUAUCCAGGACAACAGCAACCAAAGGGACCGGGCGGUGCACAAGCAUAUCCAGCUCUUUCUCAACGGAACUCGCUGGUAAAUCCGAAUCUUCAACCAAAUCACCCAACUGCUCCACCACAGUCACUUCGUAAACCUGACGAUUUUUCCGAUCUCUCUUUCCCGGAGCCACCAAGUUCAUUUGUUGGAGGAAACAAUAAGCCAGGAGGUCCAGGAGGAAACAACGGAGGAGGUGCUGGAAAUGGUGGAUUCGACGAUUUUGAUGAUUUGGCUCGCCGUUUCGAAGAACUGAAAAAGAUUAAGUAAUCAUCACCCGACGUUCCAUUCCUUAUUAACUAUUUGUUUCUCUUCCACCCAAUUUUUUUUUCACGUGUCUUUUUUUGUAUCAUAAAUGAGACCCCCAAAAACGCCUGUUUCUUGUGCAUAGCUUAAAACCCCUUUCUCAUUGAUUAUCCAUUGUAUACUCUCAUUAUCCGAAAAACCUUUGCACAUUCAUCAAACUAGGUUUUGAGAAUAAAUUUAAUUGCAC
Caenorhabditis elegans is the source of this 1577-nucleotide messenger RNA. It is a transcript of the gene istr-1, whose product is annotated as IST1 homolog. The coding region runs from base 17 to 1354 and encodes 445 amino acids. The record is from RefSeq and is marked reviewed. NCBI's taxonomy places the organism in Eukaryota, Metazoa, Nematoda, Chromadorea, Rhabditida, Rhabditidae. Gene Ontology annotation, biological process: protein transport. The transcript is spliced from 8 exons.